Molecule: messenger RNA, 1047 nt
Organism: Blumeria graminis f. sp. triticale
Lineage: Eukaryota; Fungi; Ascomycota; Leotiomycetes; Helotiales; Erysiphaceae
Source: the annotation of a GenBank genome assembly
AUGGAGCUGCUCGCCAUCCAGUCUCUCGCAGAUUGCGCUUCUUUUGAUAAGACUGUUCAUCCGAACUUGCCACAACUUUACGAGCUUCCACGUCAGAUCCUCCAAUCUCCGAAGAGUUUAACUGCACUCAAGGAAAUUUACCAGAACAGCAAUCCUUUUGUUACGGCACUCGCAUUUUCUCUAAUCCUCGCACCUAUCUUUCUAAUUGUGUCGGAGAUUAACAAGAACUACUCUCAGGUGGACAGGUUAUGGAGUAUCCUACCAUCUAUUUACAAUAUUCACUAUGUUGUUUAUGCUCGAAUAUCAGGGCUUGAGACAGAGCGCCUAGACCAUUUAUUAGCAUUUAGUAUUGCAUGGAGUCUACGCUUAACCUUUAAUUACUACAGAAAAGGAGGUUACAAUAGAGGCUCAGAAGAUUACCGAUGGGCAAUUAUUCGGAAGAGAUUAGGCCCAUCCCUCUUUUUCCUGCUCAAUAUCCUCUUUAUUUCGUUAGCCCAAAGUCUGCUUCUCUUACUGUUGACUACUCCUGCCUACAUAAUGCUUGUGUCAUCUCAGUUCAUGGGAAAAAUGUCUUUGGCCGACUAUAUGUUUACUCAUACAUUAGUAGGGCUUGUUAUCAUCGAGUUUCUUGCAGAUCAGCAACAGUGGGACUUUCAAGAAGCAAAGAAACUAUAUCUCAACAGUGCACAGAGACCGGACCAAUACAAGCCAGAAAAUCUCGAGCGUGGUUUUGUGGUCACAGGUUUGUGGUCCUGGAGCCGACACCCCAAUUUUGCGGCUGAGCAGGCAAUUUGGAUCAUCGUUUAUCUGUGGGGAUGUUGGACUACUAGAACUCUAUACAACUGGACAUUGAUAGGCGCAGCAUCAUACAUUGCUCUCUUUCAAGCCUCUACGUGGUUGACAGAACUUUCGUCUGCCCAAAAAUACCCAGAAUAUGCUUUAUACCGAAAAAAUGUUGGAAAAUUUGUACCACGGCUGAACCAAAUUGUGACUAAAAUUAGUGGUUCAAGACCUCCAAAUACGGGAAAGGAAUCCAAAAUUAUAUAA